UGUGCCUGAGGAUCCAGAUCAACCCCCAGAACAAGGGCGAGUUCCAGGGCAUCUCACCUGAGAGGGCCUUUGCUGACUUCCUCUUUGCCAACACCAUCCUCCAUCUUGUUGUCAUCAAUUUCGUGGGCUGA
Molecule: messenger RNA, 131 nt
Organism: Merops nubicus (carmine bee-eater)
Lineage: Eukaryota; Metazoa; Chordata; Aves; Coraciiformes; Meropidae
Gene: DAD1
Product: defender against cell death 1
Exons: 1
Biological process (GO): protein N-linked glycosylation
Cellular component (GO): membrane; oligosaccharyltransferase complex
Source: RefSeq, a predicted model, not a curated record